AUUUGUACAUAUACAGGUAGUCUCACAAUAAAUAUAGUAUACGUCGGCUAAUGUAAACUACGUGGCACUGACUUGAAACAUAUUUUGAUCUUCUGUUUAUCAGUAGCUUGCAGAGAGUAUAGUUUUAUUGUCAUCAGUGGAGCUGUGUUAGAUCGUUACAAGAUGAUAACCAGAUUGAUUCUCUCUGGUUGUAUAUUCUUACAAUUUAUAUCAUUUAACAGAACAAUGGCUAACAACAGUACAGCUUGCUAUGGUACACCAGGUAUAGGAUGUACUAAACAUAAACUUAUCUGUAGACAACCAUUGGUUAUAUCAAUAACUAAUAUAACGUUUGGAUAUAGACAAGGAUGUAGUAUUUUUGGUGUAUCUAACUGUGGUAAUACAACAUGUUGUAGAGAACAACCUGGAGAUUGUUUUACAUCUUACAACCAGACUCUUCUAUUACAACAACAACAAACCUGUAAUGGUAGAUCAACUUGUACUCUUAAUAGAAAUAAUGGCUUGAAUGAAAUAUCUCCAGAUUGUGAUUUUAGUUUUAGAUCUCAUUCUUACAGCAAGAUAGAAUAUCAGUGUGUAACAAACGCGAGUUUAUCAACCAAUCAUACAUCAUCAGUGGCUGAUUCCACUAUUUCAUCUACAGUAAUAGAUGUUCAAGAUACAACUACCAGUACCAGUAUACAGAUUCAAGAAUCAACACCAGAUGAUGAAGCAACAUGUAUUAAUGGUGAGGUUUUACAGUCAGAUAAAGGAAUAGUUGUUAUUAUUGGUGGAGUUUUAGGUACAGCUUUAAUAAUCAGCAUUUCAAUCAACAUUCUCUUCGUGAUAUACUUUAACAGAAGACUGAAGAUACUGAAGCACGAAUCAGACGUCCAUCUAAGUGAACACCAACAUUACUCCACGCCAAGUAGGGGAGGAGAUGCUACUAGUGUUGUUUACGAUUCAUUGAACGCUAAUGAAGGUCAACGAUCAAGUACUAUAGCCAAUGUACAGAUACAAAGUACUAACGACAGUCCACAAUUGACGUCUGGUAAUGGCGAGACUCAAACUGAACAAAACAACCGGGAUUAUGACCAUCAAUAUGACUCAACUACUGGACGUGGACCAGUAGCUGUUUAUGAUUCAUUAAAUACAAGAGAACAGACUGGUUAUUAUAAUAUGGGUAAUAUCAACACAACUGGUACAUAAAACGAUGUCUAAUACACACAAAUUUUAUUAGUGGUAUACUUAAACAUGUACAUUAUAUAUCUAAGACACGCCCCCUUAAACUUAAAAUCGCAAUAAACUGAAUGCAGUUUAAUUUUUAAAAACAACUGUAGUCGAUAUAGCACGGGCGUAUUAGCGACAAAAAUAGUAUCUAAACUUGCGAGGUUUCAUUGUAAAAAUAUUGUAUCAUCACAUAUCUGUUUUACCAUCCAUAACCACACAUAUUUAUCUAGUGAAAUCCAGAUAACAUUAUGUUUUUGUAUUUAAUAACUCUGACUAUGAAUGUCCUUUAUAAGCGUAUAUAUUAAUCAAAAAGAGUAUUGUAAAGUAUUGUAAUAAAAUAGUGUAUAAAUG
Messenger RNA from Patella vulgata (common limpet), 1557 nucleotides. RefSeq lists its product as uncharacterized. The record is from RefSeq and is a predicted model, not a curated record. Bases 163 to 1185 code for a protein of 340 amino acids. NCBI's taxonomy places the organism in Eukaryota, Metazoa, Mollusca, Gastropoda, Patellidae. The transcript has 6 exons.